Molecule: messenger RNA, 1707 nt
Organism: Phaedon cochleariae (mustard beetle)
Lineage: Eukaryota; Metazoa; Arthropoda; Insecta; Coleoptera; Chrysomelidae
Source: the annotation of a GenBank genome assembly
AUGUGCUUAUUACAACUAUCACUGUUGUCAAAUAUGACAUUCUUUUCACUCCUUCAAUGAUAUCAUUUUUUUCUAUGAAAUUUCCGUAUACACAAUGGCUUUGAGUUUUAAUUUGAGGAACACGAAUAAAUUCUUGUUGAAAAAUGUGCAGUACCAGUGUGCAGCUCAGUACAAAGUUUCCAGAUGGAAUUGCAUCAACAAUUACACACCGCAUGUCCAAAUGAGAGGCUUUUCUGACUGUGAUCCUCCAGCAAAAUGUAAAGUAGCGAUAGUUACAGGAGGAGCUAGAGGCAUCGGAUUCAACAUCGCUGAACAUCUUUUGAAAGCAGGAGCACAGGCUGUAAUCAUUGGAGAUGUCCUAAUGGAUGCAAUGGAGGAAGCAACGUGCAAGUUGAAUAAUAAAUACGGUGAAAAUAAAGCACUCUUCCAGCCUUGCGAUGUCACAAAAAAAGAAGAUUUGGAGAAAAUUUUCAAAUGUACCAAGGAAAGGUUUGGUAAAAUCGACAUAGUCGUUAACAAUGCAGGUAUUUUGGCAGACUGCAGAUGGGAACAGACUUUGUGUAUAAACAUUCAUGGUUUAGUUCGAAGUACGCUCUUAGGCUUCCAAUAUAUGGGUGCCCAGAAUUGCGCCAACGGUGGUCUCAUCAUCAACACCUCCUCCAUCUUAGGUCUGCAACCACUCUAUAGUAGCCCAGUGUACGUUGGUACCAAGCAUUUCAUUCUUGGUUUCACCAGAUCGAUGGGACAUGAAUAUUUCUACAAAACUUCGAAAGUGAAAGUUAUGGCAGUAUGUCCAGGUGUGACAGAGACUAACAUGAUUUGGGAAGCUGCAGAUGGAGGAUUACCUGGAUUUGGCGAUCUAGGAAAGGAGUUAGCAAAUAGUUUGGGAGCACUGCCCACACAAGGGCCUGAAGAAAUUGGUAAAGCAGUGAUUAAAAUGUUGAAGGAUGGUCAAAAUGGCAGUGUUUGGGUAUCAGAAGGAUGUGAUUGCUACAAGGUGGAUAUACCAGACCGAAAUUGUUACAAACCGAAAGAUCUGAAAGGAUGCUGUCCACCCAAAGAUGAAUCUGAAAAAGAAGAAGAAGAUCCCUGCAAAAAGAAAGAAGAUCCAUGUAAAAAGAAAGAAGAUCCUUGUAAAAAGAAGGAAGAUCCUUGUAAAAAGAAAGAAGAUCCCUGUAAAAAGAAAGAUCCAUGUGAAAAGAAAGAAGAUCCCUGCGAAGAGAAAGAAGAUCCCUGUAAAAAGAAAGAAGAUCCCUGUAAAAAGAAAGAAGAUCCUUGUAAAAAGAAAGAUCCAUGUGAAAAGAAAGAAGAUCCUUGUGAAAAGAAAGGAGAAGAACCUAAGAAGAAAGAAGAUCAUGAUAAGAAAAAAGAAGAUCACAAGAAAAAAGAAGAGCACAAGAAAAAAGAACAUGGUAAGAAAAAAGAAGAAAAAGGUAAGAAGAAAGAAGAACAUAGUAAGAAAAAAGAAGAAGCCAGUAAAAAGAAAGAAGAUCCAUGUGAAAAAAAUGAUGAAAAAGAUGAAAAGAGCAAGAGUGCAAUUAAGAAGGAUGACAAGAAUAAAAAGGAUUCUUCUAAGAAAGAUGUCAAGGGCGGAAAAAGCAAACCACCAAAGAAAUAAUGUCAGUUAUGUAUAUGAUUUUUUUAUCUGUGGUAUUGUAAAUGUGAUGAUUCAAUAAAUUCUGACAGGGUGUAAACUGUUCAAGUUGA